This is a messenger RNA of Centrocercus urophasianus (Greater sage-grouse), 5309 nucleotides long. RefSeq names its product LRAT domain containing 1 (gene LRATD1). Lineage: Eukaryota; Metazoa; Chordata; Aves; Galliformes; Phasianidae. The record is from RefSeq and is a predicted model, not a curated record. The transcript is spliced from 3 exons. Bases 165 to 965 code for a protein of 266 amino acids.
GCGGCGCGGGCGGAGGAGCCGGGCGAGCUUUGGGGAGGACGGAACUCACCUCCUCUGCGGCGCCCAUGGGGACAGAACGACUUUAAAGGAGUUUGGGGGGUUCUGACGACCCGCUGGGCGACCACGGAUCCGGCGAUUCCUGCCCUCGCCUCGCCCUGUCAUUGAUGGGAAAUCAACUGGAUCGCAUCACCCACCUGAAUUACAGUGAGCUGCCUACCGGGGACCCCUCGGGGAUCGAGAAGGACGAGCUGCGCGUCGGGGUGGCUUACUUCUUUUCGGAUGAGGAGGAGGACCUGGACGAGCGAGGCCAGUCAGAGAAGUACAGCGUGAAGGGCUCCGGCAGCCCUGGCCAGGAGACGCCCACCCACCACCUCCACCACCAGCUCGUGCUGAACGAGACCCAAUUCUCCGCUUUCCGCGGCCAGGAAUGCAUCUUCUCCAAGGUCAGCAGCGGCCCCCAGGCUGGGGACCUGAGCGUCUACUCGGUGUCAGCGCUGCCUGCUCUCUGCAAGCCGGGGGACCUGCUGGAGCUACUCUACCUGGGGCCGUCGGAGCAGCCGCCGCCGCCGCACUGGGCAGUGUACGUGGGCAGCGGGCAGAUCAUCCACCUGCACCAGGGGCAGAUCCGCCAGGACAGCUUGUACGAGGCGGCCGCGGGCAACGUGGGCCGGGUGGUGAAUAGCUGGUACCGCUUCCGCCCACUGGUGGCUGAGCUGGUGGUGCAAAACGCCUGCGGGCACCUGGGCUUAAAAAGCGACGAGAUCUGCUGGACUAACUCCGAGAGCUUCGCCGCCUGGUGCCGCUUCGGGAAACGGGAGUUCAAAGCCGGGGGGGAGCUGCAGGCUGCUGCCGGCACCCAGCAGCAGUACUAUCUCAAGAUCCACUUGGCGGAGAACAAAGUGCACACGGUAAGUGAUGUGCAAAAAUCUGUCAGAGUUUAUAGACCUCUUUAUGCGAUGUGUUGAGCAGCUGUAACUCCAACCAAAGUUGGCUGAAGUUGAGAGAAUUCUGGAUCUCACUGGAGACAUGGAACAUCCUGUAGGAUCAGGUACCUCAACCCCCGCUUCCCCCCUUCCCAUCCCCCAAAGUUUCCAAAUCUGUCUUUUCAACUACAGAAGAAAUAGGGGACUGUGAUAUCUACUGUGACUUUUACUGUUAUUUUCUAUGAAAGUUUUCUACUAGAGUAGUGUAGAAGUGUUCUGUCCAUAAUUUUACUUAGCUGUGAUGGAAAAAAAAGAUGGUAUGUGUUGAUGCUUAUAUUUUGUAAAUGGUAUUUUUUCUGCUUUAUAUCCCAGGAGAAAGAUGAUGGUCUCAGUCCAAAAGGAUUAAUCCAGAAAUAUGUAGGGAGGUAUGAUUGGGCUACUAAGCUGAGAGCAGUUUCACUGCAGAAUUACGUUUGAAAGGAUAAUAAUGUAUGACUAGAGUGUGAUCACAUGCUGCUGUUUGUUCAUGAAUGUCAGUGUUUCCAUGGCAAAUCUGGAAUUUAUUUACUUAAUUAUUAUGAAAUACGAAACUUCUCUGCUCUCUGAGUUCAAAUAUGACAAGUAAAACAGCUCUACAUUCAUGGAUCCUCUGAAUGGUAGUUUGAUCUGUCAAUUCUUUAUUUUUAUUUUCCAGUUUCACUAUAAAGAAAAUUAAUACUGGGGUCAGAUAUUUUACUGAACUGCUUGUAAAUGAAAAGAAGAUGUUAGGUUGGGAAAAAGGCAGUGAGGAUUCUUCUGUUACUUGAAGUGCUAUUGGGUUUAUUCUCAGUUUAUAUACAUAUAAGCUAUUAGUCCUACAGUGUUUUUUUUUUUUGUUUGAUUUUUGUUUGGUUUUUUUUUUUUUUUUUGAGAAAGUAAUUGUGACACUAUGUAUUCUCUCUUUUGUAAUAUGAUAUUAAUUUACAUAUAUAAUACAUAUCCCUUGUGAAAUUAUUCUUUUUCCAUAUAUUGAAAUGUCACCAUGCCUUGGAAAGUAAUCAUUAUUUGAACCAUGUUUAUUUUUGAAAAAGAAAUUAGAAUUUGUCUGAUAGCAUUUAUACUUGAGCAGGUAGUAAUAUUCACUUUCACUUCUUAAUUUUUAAUAUUUUGCAUCAUUAACAAAUCUACUCAGGUGGUUAUAUCCAGAGGAAUCAUCAGCAUAGGCCAUAUGGAUUGAGAUAGUUGAGAUUAUGGUUUUAUAAGAUCACACUUCAUUUUUUUUCUUUUUCUUUUUGAAAGAAUAUUUUUAUUUGAGGAAUUCUGGGAGUUUCUGGUUCUGCAUAUGAUCCAAGCAUAAAACCACUUGCUUCUGCAAAUGUUUGUAAUAUCAGGUCCUUUACCAUAAGGGUAAAGGAAGGGUCUAUCCCCUUCAUCUGGCAUUUACUUGAGGUUAAAGUUGAGGAGUAGGUCUAGCCAACAUCCUGACCAUCAAGUGCACACAAUUCAAUGGAAAAAUUAUGUACAUGGUGUUUACCAGAAGAGCCUUAAUUGCAUAUUCUUGCUUGUACAUAUAGUAAUUAUCUAUGCAAUUCUGGCAUUUUCCUAGGUAAAGUGGGUUAAUGCUUUUCAAAUAUAUAUUUUUUUCCGCUUGUGUGACUGUGUGGGUACAACUGUUGGACACUGACAGAAGAUGGGGAAUUAGCAUAUGGGCUUGUGUCUCUGAAGUGCCAAUCCCCUGCUGUUUUAGUAGGGAGUCAGACAGAAUUUGAAAUUAAUGUGAGUACUGCAAAAAAAAAGGUGGGAGAAUUAGUUAAACUUUUGAAGAAAGAAGUUCAAGCUAAACUUGAAAGCUGUUCUUUCUUCUCCACGGUUAGUGAGGGUGAGUAACUGUGUAUCCCUCAUGCACAAAACCAUUCCCAUUUUGGAGAUUCGUUAUACGCUCUAGGCUAAAUAGUGAGCAAAAUAAGCAGUGUCAUCAGCCUUAAGUAACAAAUAAUUUUUCUAAGCCUAAAUGCUAUUUGGAUACACAGUGACAUUGGCAAUCUACUUUGAAAGUUGCAUGAAGUCAUGAACUAAACUUAGAAAUGAAGGACUUCAGUCGUCUUUCUACUUCCUAUGUAGGGGAGGUUAGAGCUUGUUACCAGUACCUACUUCAUGAACACAAUCCUGUGGUGGGCUUUACAAUGAAGCAAUCAAACCCUAGAAUUAGUUCUAACGUAACACUGAGAACCUAUAUCCAAUGGCAUGAGUAAAUACAGAGUGCCACAUCAUGACCCUCCUUCACAGCAGAGUACUUUACACCACAGAAGGAAUAUUCCUCAUAAGUUAUUCAGUGUGAGUAAACACAUCACAAUCUGGUCUCAAAACAGAUAAUCUCUUUCCAUAUGUUCCCAUUGUUUCCAUGUGCCCUUUCAGUCAGUUGAAAGCAAUAUUAAAGACUGAGUCUGAAAAAUGUGAUAAUUGUUUGUAAAUAUUUAAACAGAAAUUUAUAUGCAUAUUGAUAUACAACUAAUAUAUAUAAUAUUGUAAAUAUGUAUACAUAUGCAUAAUGCAUACAUAAUAUGUAUAUAAUAUGCAUAUGCACACACAAUAAGUCUUGACUGUUUUGUUAGUACUGGUAAUAAAUGGCAGUCAUUACUGUAUGUAUAUUAACUGUGCAACAAAUGGAUACCCAAGAAUAUACUGGCAGGAUAUAAACACUAUUCAAUAUUUAUUCUUCAGGGUAUGCCAUGGUCUUCUGACAUCAAGAUAAGUUGAUUAAAUAUGUGGGUUUUGAUGUAUUGCUACUUACUACAGGAAAAAAAAAAUCAAGGAGCAUUACACUUUGCAAUAACAAACUAUCCUUUUAGUAUGAACUAUGCUGCUACUUACUUGUGUGUUCAUAAAUAAAUAAAAAUGCCCCAGUAACGUAUCUAUCCAUCCUCUCUUUGGCAUACAUUAAUGAUAGCGCCACAAUUUAUUAUUAUUAUUAUUUGUUGUUUUUUUUUUUUUUUACUAAUUUAAACAUUUGUUAUUGCUAUUGUUGUUUUUCCGUUUGCUGUAAUGUUUUGGAAGCAAACCACUGUAUUAAGCUGUGUUCUGUUGUUUAGCCAUGCUCACCUACUGUUGUACAGUUGUUUGAAAGUAAAGUGGCAGCUGGCUUUUCUUGAUUUUUCUCAGAUGUUUUAUUUGAAAAGCUGAAAGGCGAGACUUUGAAAAACACUUGUAACUGAGUUGGCUCCUUCCCCACUGAGCACACUGUUGACCUUUCACCAAAUUAUUUGGGCCAUAGCGAGGCUAACCUGUCUACUUUAGAAAUCUUACAUUAUGGAUACAGGGUGAAAAUGAGAUCUGUCAAGAACAGUGAGUGCUGUGAAAAUAAUAAGUAAAUAAAAGCAUUGCUGCUGAAAAUAGGUCUAAUAGAACAUGGAUAAGUGAUAUUUCUGGUAAUUACAAUAUCUGAUUAAGCACUGGCACCAGUUACUUUUAAGAAGCUUAGGUUGUGUUUCAUGCUACAACUUCAUUUAACAGAGAUGGCUUGGAUGAGUGCUGUAUCUGUUAAUAUUUAUCAUCUAACUGUAUGAUAGAACUCUGUUUAUUUGCAUAUGACACAACCCUACUUUAUCUUUGCAUUCAAACUUUUUUGCAUGAUAUGUGUGCCUAUUUUACAAGGUUUCUGGAUCAGUAUUUCUAGCCUGUCUGGCUUUAUAUCAUUGAUUCUUCAGUUAGGUGUAAUCAAAGGUCAUUAAUAUUGAAAAGUUCACUUUAAUUGACCCAUCGACUUAUUUUAAUUAUGGCAGUAUAAAAGAGUGUCAAGUGCUAAACUCCUACAAAAAUAAUCAGUUAAUAUGUGGAUUCAAUAUUUCCUGUGUCUUUUUAGCUCUAGCUAAGGACUGUAAAAGAGUUCCCUCCAUCUUUAUCUCUCUUUCAAGGUGAAGAAAUAUGACAAAAUAGAUGGGUAGAAAAAAAAGCUUCUUAAAAAAAAAAAAAAAAAAAAAAAAAAGGCAGAAAUCUUGAACUGUUCUUUUAUAUUUACUAUUUGUAUACAGAUUAACUUGGAAAAAUGCAGGUAAAAUUCUCACUUACAGUAGGAGCACCAAUUAUAGAAAUGAUACCCUUUGAAUUUCGGCAUACUAAAAUCUUGCUAAAUAAUUUUCUUUUCCAUUUCAUAGCAUGCUAGUUACUUUUUUAAUCCAUAGGAACCCAAAGUUGAAUUCUCUGUGUGCUGAUAAUGUACUCUAGCAGAAGCAGAAAUGUUAAAUGUUUGCAUAAUGUGAAUGAUAUCAGAAAACCUCUCUUGAAUUUCAUUUUCCUAAAAUCAUUAAUAUCGUGCAUACCUUUGAGUCUGCAUGAGAUUAAUGACUUUCCUCAGAAUAAUUGUCCAAGAUAAUGUAAAUGAAAAUAAAGCUGAAACAUGACGUGUUAGAA